AAGCGGCUCGUGAGGGGACCGGGAGCGGAGCCGGGACCGGGAUCGGGAAUCGCGACCGGCACCGGGAGCCGCAGCCAUGAACAUCCGGAACGCGCGGCCCGAGGACCUGAUGAACAUGCAGCACUGCAACCUGCUCUGCCUGCCCGAGAACUACCAGAUGAAAUAUUACUUCUACCACGGCCUCUCCUGGCCCCAGCUCUCGUACAUCGCCGAGGACGAGAACGGGAAGAUCGUGGGAUACGUCCUGGCCAAGAUGGAGGAGGAUCCCGAUGACGUCCCACACGGGCACAUCACAUCCCUGGCGGUGAAACGCUCGCACCGGCGCCUGGGGCUGGCACAGAAGCUCAUGGACCAGGCGUCGCGGGCCAUGAUCGAGAACUUCAACGCCAAAUACGUGUCCCUGCACGUCCGCAAGAGCAACCGGGCGGCGCUGCACCUCUACUCCAACACCCUCAACUUCCAGAUCAGCGAGGUGGAGCCCAAGUACUACGCGGACGGGGAGGACGCCUACGCCAUGAAACGGGACCUGACCCAAAUGGCCGAUGAGCUGAGGAAGCAGGUGGAGCAGAAGGAGCGGGGCCGGCCCCCAGCCCCCGCCGAGUCCCCCCGGAGUGGGGAUGGGGUCUGCGGCUCGGGGGGGCCCCCCCCGCACCCCCCCCCGGGGCCCCACCACGAGGACGGGGGGGGCGACAGCAAAGACGUCAGCGAGGUCAGCGAGACCACCGAGAGCACGGACGUCAAGGACAGCUCCGAGGCCUCCGACUCCGCCUCAUAGCGACCCCCGGGAGCCCCCCCAGAUCCCCGGGCCCCCCCCGGGCCCCGCUGGU
Messenger RNA from Pseudopodoces humilis (Tibetan ground-tit), 827 nucleotides. Lineage: Eukaryota; Metazoa; Chordata; Aves; Passeriformes; Paridae. The record is from RefSeq and is a predicted model, not a curated record.